AUUCCGCAGCACCCCCUCUCACAACCCCAAAUUCACCAAAAACACCCCCUUCCCCCAAUAUAAAUCUCCCCUUCGCAUUAAAGUUUCAAGAUAUAACUUAAAAGAAAAAAGAACUUCCCACUUCUACUACUGUUAAAACAGAGUCCAGCAAUGGCUGCCUCUUUAUCCCUCUCUUUCCCCGACCAAAUAAGCCUCCUCGACAAGCUCCAGCUCUUCAGAGUUCAAGGCCGCGACAAGCGCGGCAACAAAGUGCUCCGCGUCAUCGGGAAAUACUUACCCGCUCGGAUGGUGAGCUGUGAAGCGGUGAAGAAGCAUUUGGAGGACUCUGUUUUCCCCAAGCUAGGCGAGAAGCCGUUCUCCGUAGUGUAUUUCCACGCCGGAGUUCAGCGGGGCGAGAAUUUCCCCGGAAUCUCUGCCCUCCGGUCGUUCUACGACGCCGUGCCGGACCCACUGAAGGAGAAUCUGCAGGCGGUGUACUUCGUGCAUCCGGGGCUCCAAGCCAGGAUCUUCCUCGGCACCUUCGGCCGCUUCAUUUUCACCGGCGGAUUGUACGGGAAGGUGAAGUACGUGAGCAGGCUGGAGUUCAUGUGGGAGUAUGUGAGGAAAGGGGAGAUGGAGGUGCCGGAGUUCGUCAAGGAUCACGAAGAAGAAUUGGAGUAUCGGCCGCUGACGACGCUGGAUUACGGCAUGGAGAGCGAUUUCCCCAGGCCGUACUGCGCCGGAGCGAACAUGGACAACCCCAUGGCUUUGUAUUCCAUGCGCUGCAUUUCCUAGUGUUCAUGUACGAAGGUCUAGAACGGCCAUUGUGUACAUAUAAAAAAAAAAAGUUUGGGUGUCAGGCAAAGAGGUUUGCUUGUAAGAAAAGUGUCGAGGCUUUUUCUGUAACUUAGAAC
This is a messenger RNA of Linum tenue, 893 nucleotides long. The record is from the annotation of a GenBank genome assembly. NCBI's taxonomy places the organism in Eukaryota, Viridiplantae, Streptophyta, Magnoliopsida, Malpighiales, Linaceae.